Cyprinodon variegatus (sheepshead minnow) is the source of this 553-nucleotide messenger RNA. Its product is annotated as visual system homeobox 2-like. Gene Ontology annotation, molecular function: sequence-specific double-stranded DNA binding. Gene Ontology annotation, biological process: regulation of transcription by RNA polymerase II. The transcript has a single exon. Lineage: Eukaryota; Metazoa; Chordata; Actinopteri; Cyprinodontiformes; Cyprinodontidae. Gene Ontology annotation, cellular component: nucleus. The record is from RefSeq and is a predicted model, not a curated record. Bases 74 to 553 code for a protein of 159 amino acids.
AUCAUGUACGAGGAGCCCUCCUGUGAGGCGACAUAACAAGAAAUAUAUUUUCAAAGGGGCCAUCUAAACCACGAUGACGGGGAAACAGGGCGCGUUGCUUUCGGAAAGUUUAAAUCGCUCAGAGAAAACCUCUUUGGGUGCAAAUGCAGGGAACAACAGCCACCAGCCGAAAAGCAGCAUCAACCAUCCACCGACCGCGAACAGGUGCACCAGCUUCGGCAUCCAGGAGAUCCUGGGGCUGAAUAAAGAGCCGCAGACCACACCGAGGAGCCCGCUCAGCUCGCUGCCCGCCGGGGCGCACCUGAUUGCCGCAAGAUCGGUGUUGGGCCCCGCUACAGUCGGCGUGGGUGUCGGGGUGGGAUUAAUUGGCCCCGGUGGAAUUCCGUCGUUUUACGGCCAACCUGCUUUCCUGGAGACGGUGCUGUCAGACGGACAGGACGUCCACCUGCAGCACAGCAGAGGCGCGAGGCCCCUGGAGCCCAGCCAGUCCGCCAGCUCAGGUGACGCGCGAGCGCUCUGGAUUAAAGCCGCAAUUAUGCUGAAACACAGAUGA